UCACCCCGGAAGAGGGCGGCCGGGGCGAUGUUGGUGCUGGAGUGAAGAUGGCGCUGGGAGGGAGCGGCGGCGGCGGCGGUUCCGGGUUCCUCUCCCGGGCCCGGGCGGCGUCGGGCGGGCUCCUCCUGGCCCUCCUGGCCGGGCUGCUCUCGGGGGGCCCCGCGCAGGCCCGGCUCCACCAUCUCAGUCUCAAGGAUGACCUGCGGCAGAAAGUCCACCUCAACACCUUUGGCUUCUUCCAGGAUGGAUUCAUGCGGGUCACCAUCAACAACCUCUCCAUCAAGUCAGUGGGGGAGAGCGACAAAAACAUUCAGGUGGGCUUCAGUAUAGAUCGAACACAGAAUGAUGGAUUUUCCACUAACCUGAACGAAGAAGUGGAUUAUUGCAUCUUGAAUCAAAAGCCAAGCCGUGAGGUCUUGGUCAUCAUUCUUCUCCUGGAUUUCUCAGAGAAGCUGGUCAAAGUCAAGUUUGAAAAUAAAACCCCACAAUUGCCUGAAAUCACCUUCAGCGAAUCUCAAGCAACCGGUCCCCCGGGAAUUGCUGAUAAAUCUGAACCAAAACAGUCACUUAAGGACAAUACGACGGAAGUUCAGGUGCUUGCUGAGCGAACGCACCCAAUCCAAAGCGGGAACAAUAGUUUUUCAUUCCAGUUCAGCAUCAAUUCAAAGGAACAAGAAGGACUUUAUAGUCUUUAUUUUCACAAGUGCAUACUGGGAAAUGUGAGGACUGAACAGGUCCCCUUCAGCCUGGACAUCUCAAUCACUGAGCAAAAUCCAAACAGUUACCUCUCUGCUGGAGAAAUCCCACUUCCCAAGCUAUACAUUUCCAUGGCAGUUUUCUUCUUUGUUGCUGGGGUCGUGUGGAUCCACACUCUUCGGAAACUCAGGGCCGAUGUUUUCAAGAUCCAUUGGUUAAUGGCUUCGCUUCCUUUCACCAAGUCCCUUUCUUUAGUCUUCCACGCAAUCGAUUACCACUAUAUCUCCACACAGGGCUACCCCAUUGAAGGCUGGGCUGUUGUCUAUUAUAUCACACACCUCUUAAAGGGCGCUCUGCUGUUCAUCACCAUUGCUCUCAUUGGCACCGGCUGGGCUUUUAUUAAGCACAUCCUCUCCGAUAAGGACAAGAAGAUUUUCAUGAUCGUCAUCCCGUUGCAGGUCUUGGCCAACGUGGCUUAUAUCAUCAUUGAGUCUACAGAAGAAGGCACGACAGAAUACGGGCUGUGGAAGGAGAUAUUUUUCCUGGUGGAUCUUCUCUGCUGUGGAGCCAUCCUCUUCCCCGUAGUAUGGUUGAUCCGACACUUACAGGAAGCUUCUGCAACUGACGGCAAAGCAGCUGCCAUUAACUUAGCAAAAUUGAAGCUCUUCAGACACUAUUAUGUCAUGAUCGUGUGUUAUAUUUACUUCACCCGAAUCAUCGCCAUCCUCAUCAAGAUUGCGGUUCCGUUCCAGUGGAAGUGGCUUUACAAGCUGUUGGACGAAAUGGCGACUUUGGUGUUCUUUGUCCUCACUGGCUAUAAGUUCAGGCCGGCCUCUGACAACCCUUAUCUGCAGCUCUCUCAGGAAGACGACAGUUUUGACAUGGAAUCUGUGGUGACCACCUCGGGUGUCAUGGAGGGUAUGAAGAAAGUCAAGAAGACCGCCAACGGCUCAGCGGAGCCCCACGGCGAGAGAGAGAGCGCUGCCUGACGCUCUCCUCCUUCUCGACACACUCCUCCCGUCUUCCUCCCCCUCUCUUAGGACAAGGCGGCACUUUCCAGCGAACUGUAAUUUAUUGAUCCUUCGCUUCCCUCCCUCCAUGGCACAGAAGCAAAGAGACGACCUUCCCAGUGUAAAAAGAGAAAGAAAAAAAAACAAAACACCACACACACACACACACACACCCGCAGACGUUGGGCUUGGGUGGUGGUGGGUGGAAAGAAGGAUAAAAAUACAGCCAAGAAAAGAGAAUCCAAAACCCGGUUUUGUUCCUCUGUCUUAAGGACUGGGUUUUUCUUCUGGUGCCUAAGUGGAAGGGUUGAAGGAUAGAUAAUGGUGGUGGCUUUCUUUAUUUUUUUAAGAAAAGUCUUUUUACUUCCCUCUUUCCCUUCCUCUCUCUGUCCCUCUCUCUCUCUCUCUCUCUCUCUCUCUCUCUUUCCUUCUUAUCCCUUCCUCCCUCUUCCUCAUUCUCUCUCCCUCCCUCUCCCCUCCCCUCUCUCUUCCCCUCCUCUCUCCCUUUCAUUGUCGUUCUUCGGAACAUGAGCUCUGUUGGGCUACUGGAUGGGGAAGCGGCGGCUUUGAAACACGAUGAGAGAGGUGUGCAAUCCGCGUUGCUUCCCAAAAUGUAAAAAAUGGGGUGAAGGCCUCGGGAGGCGAAUGGGAAGCUUUUGUGUGUGUCCUUUGGUGGCUGGUUUGGAUGCUCCCUGCUGCGUUUAAUCAUUUCCCCCUCGGUUUUUUGCUUCUUUCAGCUUUCAUUGGAACGGAGGGCGAGGGGAGGCCUUCCCGUUCUCGUACCGCAGAAUCAGAAGCUGGUUUUAUUUUGAAAAACGACUGCUUCCGUCGGUGUCCGUAGCCUGGGUGAACACCUUCACUCAGUUGUCUGGAAUGUAUGCAACAGCGUGAAAGUUUAAAUAGUAAAUUAUUACUAAUUUUUUUCUUCCAUUUCUCUUCAUUGUAAAGUGGGGAAGGGUUUGUAAUCCGUGGGAAGAAAAUGGCAUUAUAAAACUCUUAAAACAAGUCCUGCAUAAUUUACCGAAUCUUGGAAAUUCCUCUCUUUACACUCUGUAAAACUGUUGCAUAUUUUGGACUCUCAAAUCCCAGCACGUAUUCCUGGAAAAGAAGGGGGGGGGAAGGCCACUGGCUUUAGUUGACUCUACUCUUUCUGUAGCACAGCCAGUCAAAGACAACAGCUGAUGCAAUUGCAACCUGCAACACGUGUAGAUGGGUCAAUGGAUGCGCGCGUGACGACAUCAGAAAAAGUGGGUUUUUUUUUUUAAUCCCUUGUUCUUAAUUCCUCCUGCUCUCCUGGACAACGCCGUAUAAUUCAAUAAAGGCUGUGUUCACCCAUCCUGCUGAGCCACAGAUCAUGGUUUAAAAGCCAUCAUGGUUAAGCUGAAACCAAUCAGUUUUGCUGUGUGAACUGGGCUGUCAAUGUGAGCCAUAAUGUGGCUCUCUUUUAGCUUUUUGACUUGAUGUGUAGGGUGAAUUUAGCCAUUGUGGGCUCGAUGGCUUGGGAUGGGCUCGUUGGCUUAGACUGCCAACAUGUAGGCAUUGGCAAGACCUCUGGCCUUGUCUUCUGUGAAAUUAAGCAGAGCUAGUCAAGAUUGCAAAAUCUGAAGGCGUGUUGUGUUAUCUUUUUGUGGGAAAGGGCGCUUUAGUUCACACACAAACUUCCCCGGUCGAGAUUUUGGAUAGUUGGUUCUCCUAACCUAGAGCCUAGAUAAUGCAGUGGUGUUGCAUCAGAUUGGGGGAAGUUGUCAUAAGCAUAGAGAGCAUCUUGGCUAGAGGAGAUGAACGUUGGCUGGAAAGCAGAGUGGUUUCACAGCUCUUAGCAAGAAGGCAGAACUGAGUUUGUAAUCGAUGGAUCUUUUCUGAUUCCAGCACCUGAGUGAAUCUACUGCUGACUGUAUCUAUCCCAGAGAUCUAGGAUGCCUUGGGCAAGGAUAUUGUUUAAGCUUUAUUGGUAACCCUUCUUGCUAAGCUUUUGUUUCACGUUAAGCGUUAUUGAUUAACGUAUUAAGCUCUAUAGCUAAUCCUCCUGCGGGUUAAAUUCUGUUACUCAUUCUUCUCGUUAAACUCUGUGGCUAACUCUUCUUAAGCUCUAUAGCUAAUCCUUGUUAAGCUCUAUAGCUAACUUUUCUUGUUAAAUUCUAUGGGUAACUUAACUUGUUAAGCUCUAUAGCUAAUUUUUCUCCGUGUUAAGCUCUACGACUAACCCUUCUUGUUAAGCUCUAAGGCUAAUUUUUCUUGUUAAGUUCUAUAGCUAAGCAUUGUCCUUAAGCUCUAUAACUAAGCUCUAGAGCUUAACGAAGCUCUAGAGCUAACUCUUCUUAUUAAUCUCCUUCCCCUGGCUCUUGUUUCUCUCUUCGGCUGUGGCUGAAACUGGCAUCGUAGUCUGAACCGAUCAAAUGCCCAAACAAUCCCAACAGUUGUGUGAGUGCAGGAAUAUGUUUCAGGUUGCUGUCUUCUCUGUAAAUCUGCAAGAUACUUUGCCUGGUUCAGUGACUCACACAGUCCAUCCCGAGAGAUGUCUAGAAUGUGUAUAACUUGUUAGUGAGGAUAGGACAGAACUAUACCGUAAACGGUCAGCUUGUAAAGGCUAAAGGAAGCCACGCCUUGGUCCGGUUUUGAACCGGACUUUGGUGGCCUCACCUUCACGGUGCGACUUUUCCUUCCACUGGCCAAGCCCCAGAUGUGGCUUCAUUUUGCGCUGGGUGCAGGACGAAGUGGGUUUUAUUAGUGAAAAGGUUUUUUUGAGGGGGCAAGGGGGAAUGUCUUUGCAGGCCAGGCAGUUCCCCAAAUGGCUGAGAGUAUUGAGCUGCUGCUUAGCCUUUGAAUAAAUGUCCACCCGUCCUUCCAGCGGACCUCUGGGGACCCCCUAAUGGCAGCUAUUCUCCAGCUGUUGCACAUUAUACCCCUUCCCUCCCUUGAAAAAGUUGCCCCUGUACCCUCUCAGCCCUCCUGUCCCCCAAUAUCACCAACCUUCCCAGGGAAAACGUGUCUACAAAAGAGGUUUGGUGCAUUGCAGCAUUUUCACGAUGCAACCUGGUUAGGAACGGAGAACGCUCUGUCUCUCCCCCCCGCUCUUGCUUUCCCUGAAGCAAGCAGGACAAAACUGGAGGUGGAAGCCGUUGAGGAUCUCCUUGAGUGUACAAUGCCUUAAAGUAAGCCAUCAACUUUCCUGUCCCUGCCAAGACCAGCCCACUGGUGCCCGAGGGGGCGGCUGUUGCUUUUUUUUUUUCCCCUCCCCUGUUUGGGCAUUCUUCCAUUUUGGAAACUGGCAAAAAUAUCCUUCGGGGCUCAGGAUGGGAUGCGAGGGUGUUAGGACACGGGAAAGGCUGAUCUUGGGUCUGGGAGAAGUCACGUUUUCCUCUCUGAUUUUCCAACUCCAUCGGUUGUCUUCACAGGUCCAGAAUUCCAGAAAAAGAGACUUUGUGAGCACCGGUUUCUCCUAAUCCGUUCCUUGCUGGGACAAGGCAGGUUCCAGGGCUUUUCAAACCAAAGUUUUGAUUUAUUUAGAGACUGCUUGAGAUAGGAACUGAUAGAGCAACGUUUAUCAACUUUGGCAGUUUUACAACGGAUGGACUUCAGCUCCCAGGAUUCCCCAGCUAGCAUGCUCAAAGAUGGGUGGAAUUCUGGGAGUUGAAGUCCGCUUGGAGUCUCCAAGUGGAGAUUUUUCCUCCCCGUUUUUCAAGUUUCCUUCCCACGGCGGGUUUCAUAUACAGCACCUCUUGCGUUAUUUUUUUUUUUUAUUCUCCCAGUGAGUUUUUUAUGCAUUUUUCUAGUCCAUUCCUGAAGAUUUGCGUAUCGCACUUUAAAAGUUAAUCCAAGAAAACUUUUAAACAACAGAAGGACCAGUUCAGUCCUAGGAGAAAAAAAAACUUCCUGGUUCAACUGGCAAUAAAAGCUUAUUGAUUCUUUUCCUCUCUUCCCAUUUCACUUCAAGGAGGGAAGCAUAAAACCCGACACUCUCUUUUAAGACCUCAAAACCUCCCAAUUUCUUUUAGAAAACAAAAGAAAAUACAUUUGGGGCUUUUUUAAUGGGGAAAUUUCGUUUAGGAUCUUGAGGGGGGGUUGGUCCUUUUUUAAUUUCCUUUUUUUAAAAAAAAAUACAAAAUAACAGUAUUUGUGUGAUAGGGGCUAAUAACAAUUGAGGGCUUUAAUUUCCUCUCUAUGUAAUGUGGUUUCCCUGCUAUGGAACAGGUGUAUAAAUUAAAGAAUUCAUAACGAAGCA
This is a messenger RNA of Crotalus tigris (Tiger rattlesnake), 5928 nucleotides long. It is a transcript of the gene GPR107, whose product is annotated as G protein-coupled receptor 107. The record is from RefSeq and is a predicted model, not a curated record. Gene Ontology annotation, molecular function: clathrin heavy chain binding. The transcript has 18 exons. NCBI's taxonomy places the organism in Eukaryota, Metazoa, Chordata, Lepidosauria, Squamata, Viperidae. Gene Ontology annotation, biological process: clathrin-dependent endocytosis. Bases 48 to 1685 code for a protein of 545 amino acids. Gene Ontology annotation, cellular component: membrane; clathrin-coated vesicle; Golgi apparatus.